Rhagoletis pomonella (apple maggot) is the source of this 507-nucleotide messenger RNA. RefSeq names its product gamma-glutamyl hydrolase-like. Lineage: Eukaryota; Metazoa; Arthropoda; Insecta; Diptera; Tephritidae. Gene Ontology annotation, biological process: tetrahydrofolylpolyglutamate metabolic process. Gene Ontology annotation, cellular component: vacuole. Gene Ontology annotation, molecular function: gamma-glutamyl-peptidase activity. The record is from RefSeq and is a predicted model, not a curated record.
UAUUUUUUGUGUGUAAAACUGAUUGUCACACGGUGUUAUGAAUUAUGAAAUUUGUUUUAAUGGCUUCGUUUACCAAGGAUCAACAAAGGCCCUGAGUAUUAUAAUUAUAUGCUGAGCAGGAUAAAUGGCAUUCUAUUACCUGGUGGCGCAGUUUUUGUCAACGAACAUGAUCCUGCUCGCUUAGAAUUGACUAACAAUUGUGUUCGGGCCGUGGAUAUGAUAAUACGCAUAGCAAAAGAAAAGUACAAGGAGGGUAUUCAUCUGCCUGUGUGGGGUACUUGUUUGGGUUUUCAACUUUUGAUACUCUAUACCACCAGUCUGGCAACAACAACAUAUGGCACGGAUCCACGUGAAAAAUGCAAAUACAUGGAAUGCCUUCUACCCGUGGACUUUCUGCCAGACUUUCGGGAUUCAAAACUUUUUGCUCAUUUGCCACACGAAUUGGAGACUAUUAUGCGGAAUGAACCAUUUGGUCAUCAUCGACAUAAAUAUUGCUGGACCAUUGAG